Messenger RNA from Pyrgilauda ruficollis (rufous-necked snowfinch), 4785 nucleotides. RefSeq names its product KIAA0319 like. The record is from RefSeq and is a predicted model, not a curated record. NCBI's taxonomy places the organism in Eukaryota, Metazoa, Chordata, Aves, Passeriformes, Passeridae. The coding region runs from base 286 to 3270 and encodes 994 amino acids. Gene Ontology annotation, cellular component: plasma membrane; cytoplasmic vesicle. The transcript has 18 exons.
GUGGCUGCGCGGCCUCCGCGCCCGCCCCGCCCGGUGCGACCGGGAGCGGCGGGGGAGCGAGCGGCGGGGGCCCGUGGCUCCCAGCCCUGGCACUGCCCGCACUGCCGGACCCAGCCCUGGUGCUGUUCAGGUGGUUCAGCUUCCGGGUGAGCAUGCGCCGCCAUGGCCGCGGGGCAGGAGGCCGCGGUGCCCCCGGGCCCGCCGCGCUGGAGCCCCGGCCGUGCCCGGCGCCCGGUGCCCGCUUGAGCUCGCCGAGGAGCCGCUGAGGAGCCGCCGAGCCUCGCCAUGCGCCCUUGGAACAUUUCAAUUGCCACGGGAUGUUUUGUGUUUCAUGCCCUGCGUGUUUCUAGAACCCUGCUGCUGCCCACAAAGGCCAUGGAGAAGAGGUUGGAAGCCAAACCCAGCAUCAGCACCCGGUUCCUGUCCCGAUACUGCCUGGGAAAAGCUGUGAGGGAGCUGGGAAUUCUGCAGCUGUUCUACCUGUGCACUUGCCUGUGUGCCUCGUGCUCCUCUGCAGAUGCAAAUUGGAACGGAUCUAAAUGUGAGCUGGGGAAGAUCCUGCUUGGUGGCCGUUUGAGAUUGUGGGCAGGUCACCAUUUGCAGCUUCUGGAAGGGUUCCAUUCUCUGAGCUCCUGUCAGACCACUUGCUGCCAGCGCCCCACCUGUGAUGCCUUUUGGUUCUUGGAAAAUAUGUGCAUCCAGGUGAACUGCACCGUGCCUGGCACGUGUCAGGCCAACAAGACUGGCUUUUCAGAUUCUGUUUUGGUGUUUUUAAAGAAAUCGAAAAGCACAGAGCACUUGUUAAACUUCCAUGUGGAGGGUGAUAUGAAGACUUGGAGUCACAAGUGGUUGGACUGGGACAUCCCUGUCCAGAGGAAGAAAAGACUGCGGAGAUCAUUCCAGAAGUGGAGGUUGGCAGGUAACAGGGUGCAGCUGCUGAGAAGGGAUCUGGCAGAGAACUCCAGAAGCAGCAGAGCAGAGGAAACAGAACACUUGAAGGAUCAGGUCCUGAGGCACUUAGUGGCAGACAGAAAUGCUCCUGAGAAAGAAAAUCAAAAGCAAGACUUGCUGAAAAAUGGACAGAAUUCAAGAGAACUGAACCCCAGAAGCCCACUCCCUCCUAAGAGCAAUAAUGUGAACAGGUCACAGGAUGCUGAUGGUGACUUGCCCCAGAUCCACACAGGAACAUCUGCACCAGAAUCAUCAGUGCUGGCUACGUUCUCCAGCCCUGUGGCACUGGACUUGACAGCUCCAGGGAAGACUGAGAAGCCUGGGCAGCCUGAUGAUGCCCACCCUCAGUUUCCCACAGCCAGCCCUGUGCCAGUAAAAAGCACAGCAAAGGCACAGGCAGCAACUUCUGUGCCCAGUGGAGCCCCCACAAAUGGCAGUGUUCCUACAGCCCAGAGCAGCACUGCUGCAGCCCCAAGCACUGCUGCCACCACUCCAGCUAUGAAGGAGCUGGUGGUUUCUGCUGGAGACAGUGUUGAAGUGACCCUGCCAAAGAAUGAAGUUCAGCUGAAUGCAUUUGUGCUCCCUGAACCACCACCUGGAACCACAUAUUCCUAUGAGUGGGAGUUGAUUACUCAUCCAAAAGACUACAGUGGAGUAAUGGCAGAGAAGCACUCCCAGACCCUGAAGUUGUCUAAGCUUACUGUUGGCCUGUACGAGUUCAAAGUCGUUGUGGAUGGGGAGAAUGCUCAUGGAGAGGGAUAUGUGAAUGUAACAGUGAAUCCAAAGCCCCGGGUGAAUCAGCCUCCUGUUGCCAUCGUGUCCCCACAGUUCCAGGAAAUCUCCCUGCCAACCAUUUCCACUCUUAUCGACGGCAGCAAAAGCACUGAUGAUGAUAAAAUUAUCAGCUACCACUGGGAAGAGCUGAAGGGUCCCCUGCGGGAGGAGAAGGUCUCCAGUGACACUCCCAUACUGACACUGACCAACCUGGUACCUGGGAAUUACACUUUCAGUCUAACAGUCGUGGACUCAGAUGGUGCCAGCAACUCCACCACUGCCAACCUGACUGUGAAGAAGGCAGUGGAUUAUCCUCCGGUGGCCAAUGCUGGCCCAAACCAGGUGAUCACCCUGCCCCAGAACUCCAUCACGCUCUACGGCAACCAGAGCACGGACGACCACAGCAUCGUCAGCUACGAGUGGCUGCUCAGCCCCAACAGCAAAGGGAAGGUGAUGGAGAUGCAGGGUGUGAGGACACCAGUCUUGCAGCUCUCUGCAAUGCAGGAAGGUGAUUACACCUACCAGCUCAUAGUGACUGAUUCUGCUGGGCACCAGUCCACUGCAGAGGUCACUGUGAUAGUCCAGCCAGAGAACAACAAGCCCCCAAAGGCAGAUGCUGGUCCAGAUAAAGAACUGACUCUUCCUGUGGACAGCACCACUCUAGAUGGCAGCAAGAGCUCAGAUGACCAGAAGAUAGUCUUCUAUCUUUGGGAAAAAACACGGUGUGUAUCACCUUCUGUGUGCUUGUAUCCUAGGAAAAAUAACCUGGUGGAGAUAAUUCUGGAUGUGAAUGUGAGCCAGCUGACGGAGCGGCAGAAGGGGAUGUUCAUCCGGCAGAUUGGGGUGCUGCUGGGAGUCCUGGACUCAGACAUCACCGUGCAAAAGAUCCAGCCAUACACUGAACAAAGCACGAAGAUGGUGUUCUUUGUGCAGAACCAGCCUCCCCAUCAGAUAUUCAAAGGACGAGAGGUGGCCUGGACGCUGAAGAACGAGCUGAGGAAACAACAGUCAGACUUCCUCAUCUUCCGGGCCCUGGAGAUUAACACAGUCACCUGUCAGCUGAACUGCUCUGAGCACGGGCGCUGUGACUCCUUCACCAAGCGCUGCGUGUGUGACCCGUUCUGGAUGGAGAACUUCCUCAGGGUGCAGAUGGGGGACGGCGAGAGCAACUGCGAGUGGAGUGUGCUGUAUGUGAUCAUUGCAUCUUUUGUCAUCGUGGUUGCCUUCGGGAUCUUGUCGUGGAUGGUGAUCUGCUGCUGCAAGAGACGGAAAGGAAAAUCCAAAAGAAAAAGCAAAUACAAGAUUUUGGAUGCAACGGAUCAAGAAAGCCUGGAGUUAAAACCAAAUCCCAAAGCAGGUGGCAGACAGAAAGCCCAAGUCCUCAACACGAGUCUGAUGCACUCAGAGUCCGAGCUGGACAGUGAUGAAGCCAUCUUCACGUGGCCUGACCGGGAAAAAGGGAAACUGCUCCGCAGCCAGAACGGCUCCUUGCGCAACGGACAGCUGACCCUCAAAGCCAAGAACCAGAGGGAGGAAAUCCUAUAGCUCCCCUUGGGCAGCCUUGGCUGGAGCUCAGCAGGGAAGGCCAAUCCCGUCCCUGUCCUACCAGGGCCCUUGGAGGCCACUUUGAUUAGGACAACGCUGCUAACUCGUUUCACAGAAAAUAACUUUGGUUUUGUGGGUUUCUUUUCAUUCAGUUAAAACUGGUUGUACUUGAAUUUGAACUUCAAGGGAAAUCAAAGGGAGGAGAAGGCAACUGUGAACCCCAGGAGAAGAGUCAGAAAAGGAUGGAGCUGGCAUCUGGAGAGGGCAGGACAGAACCACUUGGAGCAACUGUGAAUGUGCAGGACCUUCCUAAGCCACCUCAGACUGCCAUGGGGGGAGCACCUGUGGACUUCCAGCUCACUUGCCUUGAGAAGGAAAGUCAAGUCCUUGAGCUUUGCUCUGAGCUCCCUUCAGGCUCCCAUAGCCUACCACAGGCUACUUGUGCUGUCCAACAGCUUUCUUCUCCUUUACUCCCACCUUCCCUAAUGGUUUGAGCACUAUUUUAAUGUAGACUUGUCCUUUCACAUGCACUUGGCUGCUGUUGGGUUCUAGAGGAGGGGGAAUGUAAACAUUCUGGCAGUUUGCAGGUAGGAGAGGGUUUUGUGGCUGUUCCAAAUCACUGCUGCUCUCGUGGGCAGUGCUGGGACUUGGUGCCUGUUCAUGUGUGAAAAGCUGACCUGUGGUUACUGCCCAGGCUGGGAGACCCCCUCCUGCAGCAAAGUCCUGCUUGGUGCCAGAGCUGGGGGGACACACACCCACCUUUGGUACCUGUGUCCAAUGUCUGGCUUCAUUCCAAAGCUGUGACAUGUUCUGUGGCCCCAGCACCUUCUGUUGGUCACCAGGCCGUCCAUGAGGCUGGACGUCAUCCAUAUCUCAGUUAUGGAACACUAUGUACUGUGGUUUUUUGGUUUGGGUUUUUUUUUUUCCCCUUAAAAUUUGCACACCCCAGGUAACGGGGAUUGGUCUCUGCAGUCCCCAGCUGGCUGCUCCCUCAGGCUGGCAGCUCACUGGCCUUGUGCUGUUGUGGCUGCAGAGCCCUGUGUGCUCCUGUCACAGUGUCAAGAGCACACGUGGUGUCCUUUUGUGGUGGAAAAGGGAACUCUGGGUACCCAGGGGUGGUGGGCAGUGCCAGCAGCACGUGGCACAGCAUGUCACUGUCCCUUCUGCCUGAGCUCAAGGGCAGCCAGGGGGUCCUUUCCCAUUCCCACUCCCUUAUCUCACUGUGCUGCUGUCGUGAGUUGCACCCUGUCCUCGGGCAGAGCUCAGCCUCGUGCUGGCAUGAAGGAUGCCACUGCUUCUCUGGGGAUGGGUGGGCAGUUCAUUGCCUUUCUUUGUGUUUAAUUUAAAAACUGGAAACUGGUUUCAUUGGCUUUUUUUUUCUUCUUAUUGAGCUAUGAAAGCCAAAAGGCUUUAAGUUCCUCAGUUGUAUUUAUAUUGCUGCACUACUGAUUUGUGUUGAGCUAGAUGAAGAUUAAACACUAUUGAACGUGAGGGGGUGUUCCCUCACUGAAUGUA